Molecule: messenger RNA, 1428 nt
Organism: Erythranthe guttata (spotted monkey flower)
Lineage: Eukaryota; Viridiplantae; Streptophyta; Magnoliopsida; Lamiales; Phrymaceae
Gene: RPE
Product: D-ribulose-5-phosphate-3-epimerase
Biological process (GO): pentose-phosphate shunt; carbohydrate metabolic process
Molecular function (GO): D-ribulose-phosphate 3-epimerase activity
Source: RefSeq, a predicted model, not a curated record
AUUGAGCCGUGUGUGAUGCACACGCUCCACUGUAAAUUACACGGCGGUUGAGAAACAGAAUGGCCAACCAUUCCAGAUAAUAAGUCCUGACACGUGUCAACACGCUACGACACCCUCACAAACUCCUCCAUAACCAAUAUCUUUUCCUUUCUCUCUCUCUCUCUCUCUCUCUUGAUUUUUGUUAUUAUUUUUAUUAUUUGUCAAAAACUCAACCGAAGAGGGAAAAUCGUCCGUUUUCUCCUCUCAUCCUCCUCGGAAUAUUAUUCCAAAUAAUUGAAAUUGAGUUGCCCUAAAGCAGAAAAUUAUAAAAAAAUUAUGGCUUCAGUAGCUGCUUCUUUGUGUUCAUCAGCUUUGGCGCAAUCUAUUUCCGGCGGGUUUAAGGGCCAAAAACUUUCUCUUUCAACUCCCAAUUCAAUUACUUCUACCAGAAGAAGAUCUCAAGUUGUAGUGAAAGCAACAUCUCGGGUCGAUAGGUUCUCGAAAAGUGACAUCAUUGUCUCACCGUCAAUUCUUUCCGCUAAUUUUGCCAAAUUAGGAGAGCAGGUUAAAGCAGUGGAGUUGGCAGGUUGCGAUUGGAUUCAUGUUGAUGUGAUGGAUGGUCGGUUUGUUCCAAAUAUUACAAUUGGGCCCCUAAUAGUUGAUGCACUACGCCCUGUCACGGAUCUCCCAUUGGAUGUGCAUUUGAUGAUUGUGGAACCUGAGCAGCGAGUACCAGACUUCAUUAAGGCUGGAGCUGAUAUUGUUAGUGUUCAUUGUGAACAAUCUUCAACCAUCCAUUUGCACCGCACAGUCGAUCAAAUAAAAAGUCUGGGUGCUAAAGCUGGAGUUGUACUGAACCCUGGAACUCCAUUGAGUGCCAUAGAGUAUGUUCUUGAAUCGGUUGAUUUGAUACUGAUUAUGUCCGUGAACCCGGGAUUUGGUGGGCAAAGUUUUAUAGAGAGCCAAGUAAAGAAAAUAUCAGACUUGAGAAAGUUGUGUGCUGAGAAGGGAGUGAACCCGUGGAUCGAGGUUGAUGGUGGAGUUAGUCCUAAAAACGCUUAUAAGGUAAUUGAAGCUGGUGCAAAUGCAUUAGUUGCUGGCUCUGCUGUUUUUGGAGCUCCUGAUUAUGCUGAAGCUAUUAAGGGGAUCAAAACGAGCAAAAGGCCUGUCGCUGUUGCGGUAUAAACUUUCCGUUUGAAGACAAUUUUAGGGUUCAAAUACCUCUCUUUUAAGAGAACAUAUGCUGCGAAAGCGUUUGGAGAGAUUCAUCGAAAUGAAUUGAUUUGUUCUCGUAAAAAAAGCUUGAGCUUUAAUUAGAAAUGGCCUGAGAGUUAAUAUCUGUAGCAUAAUUUUGUGUAAUAAAGAUUCAUCUUUCAGUACACUUUUUGUUUUGUGUGUACAAAUGUAUGUGUUAUAAUACCCCUUGAUCAAGAAUCUUCUGAAAAAUCA